AUGGCUCCUAGCCUCACCAAAGCCAGCUCUGGUGUUUCAACUCUUAUUGACACUAACGAUAACCCUUCUCUUAUCUCUCUUCAAGGUUCAAACUUAACCGCCAAUGGCCAUGUCUUUCUCUCCGAUGUGCCGGAUAAUAUAACACUCACUCCUUCUUCUUAUACCCUAACCGACAAAUCAUUGUCCACCGUCGGAGCGUUUCUCGGGUUCGAAUCUACCGAACCCAAGGACCGCCACAUUGUCCCUAUCGGAAAAUUGAAGAACAUCAAGUUCAUGAGCAUUUUCCGAUUUAAAGUCUGGUGGACUACCCAUUGGGUCGGAUCAAAUGGCAAAGACCUCGAAAAUGAAACCCAAAUUGUUGUUCUUGAUAAGUCGGAUUCGGGUCGACCCUACAUCCUUCUUCUUCCUUUAAUCGAAGGUCCAUUUCGGGCCUCUCUCCAAUCAGGAGAGGAUGACAACAUCGACAUAUGCGUUGAAAGUGGAUCAACGAAAGUCACCGGCGCCGGAUUCCGGAGUGUUCUUUACAUGCACAUCGGCGACGAUCCGUUCACUUUAGUGAAAGAUGCUAUGAAGGUAAUUAGGGUUCAUUUAGGUACUUUCAGGCUUUUAGAAGAAAAGACAGCUCCUGGUAUAGUGGACAAGUUUGGAUGGUGUACAUGGGAUGCAUUUUACCUUACGGUGCACCCUCAAGGUGUAUGGGAAGGUGUUAAAGGUCUUGUUGAAGGUGGGGUCCCACCUGGCUUAGUCUUGAUUGAUGAUGGAUGGCAAUCUAUUAGUCAUGAUGAAGAUCCAAUCAGUAAAGAAGGAAUGAAUCACACGGCUGCUGGUGAGCAAAUGCCAUGCAGGCUACUAAAAUUUGAAGAGAACUAUAAAUUUAGGGAUUAUGUGAGUCCCAAGAGUUUGGCCAAUGGUUCUAAUACUAAGGGCAUGGGUGCCUUUAUUAAGGACCUCAAAGAGGAGUUUAAUACUAUUGAUUAUGUUUAUGUUUGGCAUGCAUUAUGUGGGUAUUGGGGUGGGUUAAGACCUAAUGUACCUGGCUUGCCGGAAACAGUGGUGAUGAAGCCUAAAUUGUCACCGGGACUGGAGUUAACCAUGGAGGAUCUCGCGGUUGAUAAGAUUGUGAGUAAUGGCGUGGGACUUGUGCCGCCAGAGAUAGUUGAUCAAUUGUACGAGGGUCUUCACUCUAAUUUAAAAAAAGUCGGCAUUGAUGGCGUGAAGGUGGACGUUAUUCAUUUGCUAGAAAUGCUGUGUGAAGAUUAUGGAGGCAGAGUAAAUCUUGCAAAGGCAUAUUACAAGGCCUUGACUGCCUCUGUAAGAAAACAUUUCAAUGGAAAUGGUGUAAUAGCUAGCAUGGAACACUGCAACGAUUUCAUGUUUCUUGGAACUGAAACCAUCUCUCUUGGUCGCGUUGGUGAUGAUUUUUGGUGCACUGAUCCAUCUGGUGAUCCCAACGGUACAUUUUGGCUUCAAGGUUGUCACAUGGUCCACUGUGCUUACAAUAGCUUGUGGAUGGGCAAUUUCAUACACCCAGAUUGGGACAUGUUCCAAUCUACACAUCCUUGUGCUGAAUUCCAUGCUGCUUCUAGGGCAAUUUCUGGCGGACCAAUUUACGUUAGCGACUCUGUCGGAAAGCACAAUUUCCCGUUGCUCAAGCGUCUAGUCUUGCCGGACGGUUCAAUUCUCCGAUGUCAAUACUAUGCUCUUCCUACAAGAGAUUGCCUCUUUGAGGAUCCUCUCCAUGAUGGCAAAACCAUGCUUAAAAUUUGGAACCUCAAUAAGUUUACUGGAGUUAUUGGUGCAUUUAACUGCCAAGGAGGAGGCUGGAACAGAGAGACUAGACGCAACCAAUGUGCCUCACAAUUUUCCAACUUGGUGACCGCUAAAACCAAUCCAAAAGACAUUGAAUGGAACAGUGGCAAGAACCCAAUUUCCAUUGAAGGAGUACAAGUUUUUGCCAUGUAUUUGUCAAAGUCCAAAAAGCUACUCCUCUCCAAGCCAUAUGAGAACAUUGAACUAGCACUCGAGCCAUUCAAUUUCGAGCUUAUUACUGUUUCUCCGGUCACCAUUUUAGCUGGAAAAUCUAUUCAGUUUGCUCCUAUAGGCCUAGUUAACAUGCUUAACAAUGGUGGUGCCAUCCAGUCAUUAAACUACAAUUUCGAUAAUUCGGUCAAAAUUGGAGUAAAGGGGGCCGGAGAAUUUAGGGUUUUUGCAUCAGAGAAGCCAAGAAGUUGCAAAAUUGAUGGAGGAGAAGUUGAAUUUGAGUAUGAGGAAUGCAUGGUUGUUGUUCAAGUUCCAUGGUCUAGCAAUAGUGGUGUUUCAACAAUUGAGUAUGUGUUUUAGAUUUAAAUUUUAAUUAAUUUGGAUAUUAAGAUGAUUAUUAGUGUUCCAUGGAAUUAAAGUUGUAACUAUUUCAAUUUAAUGCUAAUAUAUAUGCUUUUGCAAGUUAUUUGCAGCAAA
Messenger RNA from Jatropha curcas, 2457 nucleotides. RefSeq names its product putative galactinol--sucrose galactosyltransferase 5. Gene Ontology annotation, molecular function: galactinol-sucrose galactosyltransferase activity. Lineage: Eukaryota; Viridiplantae; Streptophyta; Magnoliopsida; Malpighiales; Euphorbiaceae. The record is from RefSeq and is a predicted model, not a curated record.